Biomphalaria glabrata is the source of this 2947-nucleotide messenger RNA. RefSeq lists its product as uncharacterized. The transcript has 4 exons. The record is from RefSeq and is a predicted model, not a curated record. Gene Ontology annotation, molecular function: calcium ion binding. Bases 336 to 812 code for a protein of 158 amino acids. NCBI's taxonomy places the organism in Eukaryota, Metazoa, Mollusca, Gastropoda, Planorbidae.
GCUGGCUAUUGAAGAACCAAACAAAUUGGGAUGGUGACCCACUUGAACGUCCGUGUAUUUAGAACGACGCGCUAUCAAGUUGUAGUUUUGAAGUGACAGACUUGUGCUAUUGAUUGAAUGUGUGUUGCAUGUCAUUUGCAUAAAACUGUUGAUGUGUCUUCUGAUUCAUUUGAUCAUAGACUGAAAACUGUUUGGACUCUUUUCAACAGUUUCAUCUGGUAUCGAUUGGUUUCCAACCAAUAGUGGCUAUAAAUAGUAAGCAAUAAAUUCAAAGCAGUACAAGAAGCAGACCGGUAUCAAUUGGGUCACCACGAGGACACACCCGUUGACACAGCAUGGCUGAGAACGGACAAAUUCAGAGCAAUGGUAACAAAGAUGAAGCCCUGUCCAUCUUCAGUAAAUAUCAGUCGAGUUUUGCCAGACGGUUAAAGAAACCAGAAGCAAUGAGUAUGUUGAUGACAGAGUUCAAUUUAACAGAAAGUGAGGCUCAGAUUUUCUUCCAGGCAUUUGACAAAGAUCAUAAUGAUGUUUUGAGUCUUUGGGAGUUUAGACAAUUUUACCAGACAAUUGGAGCCAAUGCUCAUGACAUGAUUGAACUCUUCCGUAAACUUGAAGAACAAGAUGGCUCAGGAACUGUAGAUAUUGAAAGAGCUUUUGAGGCCUUGAAAAAUGUAGACAGUGGAAAGGGCAAACUGUCAGAAGAUGAAAUUGCCAUGUUCCUUAAGACCACUGCUGGUGACUCCAAGACCAUAGAUCUCCACAAAUUUCUGAACAUGAUGUGCAGAUUGAAGGUGUUUAAAGGUGUAGAGUAAACCUUCAUCUCGUCCUGAUCAUGUCCAACGGUGCUGACUCUUUGUGAUUGUAUGAAUGUAUAGACUUACAUUAUGGAUGAAUAUUUUGGUUAUAUGUAUAUUUGUAUGUAUUUGGUUCAUGUAAAUAUACUAUAGCUGUCGAGCCAUAUUUAUUAUAGAAACAUGUGUACAAAUGUACAACAUACCUAAUAUGUAUCAAUAUUUCAAUUUUCAUUAAGGUCAUUAAGCAUAUCCACAAAAUGUACAAUUAAAAUGUAUACACACCAUUUACAUUCCAGUUAAAACAGUUUAAACAUUUUUAAACUUCCAGAAAAUGUUAAUUUUUUUAUAACUGCAAUCUAAACCAAAAUUUUAAUGUUUCUAAAUUGUCUGACACCAAAUAAUGGUAACUUAAUUGAUAUAUAUAUAACAUGUAAUAUUUUGUUUACUUUUUAUAGAAUCAUUAUUUUCAUAAUUUAACUAGCAACAUGUUGGUGUUGAAUUAUACAAUUAUUUUGUUAGCUUCUAGUGAAAUCAACAUUGUGAAAUAAUUAAAAAUACUCUUUGAAAAUUUUCUUGUCUAAUUUAUUGGCUGUCUCAACAAAAUCUCAAUGAAUCAUGAGAGAAUGUAUCAGACAACUAGUCAACAAUCUGCUACAUCUUGUUCUGUAUGUUUGUACAAUCAUUUAGAGACAUGUUUCUAUAUAUAUACAUACACACUAGGAUACACACAUAUUGUAUAAAAAUAAAUUAGUUGUAGAUUUUAUAGAUGAAAUAUUUUGUUUUUAAAUAUUGCUGUCAUUUUAAAGUGCUCCUUGAAAGUAGAGGUGCUAUUAGUUUGGUGUGGACUUCCUAUCAUCAGCUUAUUUUGCUGGAUCUCAAAAACUAAAAGUGCUGUUGAAAAUCCAACUUCAUCAUAUUUUGUAGUACCCAUGCUGAAAAUGGGUAAAGGCUAUUUAAAUCUUCUUAAUGUGAAUACUUUUUUUUUUUAAAUAAUAUAUGCAGACCUUUAUUGUAUCAAUAAUUAAAAAGACUAAAAAUGCUCAUUGUAUACACAUAGGCUACUCUGCAUGUCACCUUCUAUGUUUCAAUCAAUUUCUCCAAUUUCAAUGUCUACAUGCUAACCAUAUUCAGAUAGGCAACAAACAGGACUUCGUGCAUCCUGCUUUAAAUUAAAUUUAAAUUAAACUUUGUGAAUUGAGGAAAAGUUGUGGUUUAUUCUAUAGUUCAUAGUUUCUGAUAUAAACACAUGAAAGUUUUCAAUAUUUUGUUAACCUGCAGUUAUACUAAGUUCCUUGUAGUAAAACUACUUCCAACUACUAUUAUAAUAUGUCAUCAGUAACAUAAUCAUUUGUCAAAGAACAAAAGCUAUUGUAAUCUAAUUUCAUCUCUAUGUUUGCAUUUCAUAUCUGGUUGCCUAUGAGUUUGUGUGAAAACACAAACUACCUUUGUUAUUUUGUUAAAAAUACUUUUACAUAAACAAUGUUCAUUUGUUUAAAAUAUUGUUAAAGAUUGCAACAUUCAACUACAAACAAUUAUGUACUGGUAUUUGCUACAAAGAUGCCAGCUGUUAUUGUACUAUAAACCUAUUUACUCUAUUCCUUGACCUCAACAUUACCAUUUUUAAAUGAAGUGUUGUGAUUUAAUAUUGAAAAGAGGUAGAUAAAAUUAGUCUUAUCAAUUGUUUUGGAAUGUAGAACUUCUGCUGUUUCUACCAGGUUUAAAUGUCUAGCUUUAGUUUGCAGAAAGAUCACUAUGUAAAAGAAGCUGACUGUAGCUUAGCUUAAAAUCUCUUUAGUUCCAAUGGCCAAGUUGACUGUAACCUAGUCUAAUGGAAGCAAAUUAUGAUGAGAAUUCCAGAUUGAUAAUGUUUAGAUAAGGAACAAAUUCUUUGAAACUUGAUGGAUUCAUUACAUUUUUACACCAUAUUCUACUCUACAUUUAUUGACAAAGUUUUGAAUAGUUGUGAAAUGAAUAAUACUUUAGUUAACUAUUAAUUCUAAAUGAACUGUCUGGUACAAUUUGAUAUUUAAAUAGAAUUUCUUAUAAUUUAAUAAUUAUUAAUUUAAUUUUUUGAAUUGAGAAAUGUCAAAGACCAAAUGUACAUUUCUAAUGAAUUUAUCUUGCUUUGAAAUAAAUCUUUUAUUAUAUGGAAA